Oxyura jamaicensis (ruddy duck) is the source of this 2761-nucleotide messenger RNA. RefSeq names its product transforming growth factor beta activator LRRC32-like. Bases 26 to 2119 code for a protein of 697 amino acids. NCBI's taxonomy places the organism in Eukaryota, Metazoa, Chordata, Aves, Anseriformes, Anatidae. The transcript has 2 exons. Gene Ontology annotation, molecular function: protein binding. Gene Ontology annotation, cellular component: extracellular matrix. The record is from RefSeq and is a predicted model, not a curated record.
GGGCUGGCAGCGCCCGCAGCCCACCAUGCUCCGGCUGGGAGCCCGCCUCGCCGGGCCACGAUGCUUGCUGCUCUGCCUGCUCCCGGCCGUCCUCAGAGCCCAGCCUGGCUGGGAGGGGAGGCCCAAGCCCCUGCCGUGCCAGCAGAGCCCCACGAAGGUGUCGUGCAAGGGUGCUGGCCUGCACACGUUUCCAGAGGAGCUCAGCCAAGGAGUGAAGUACCUCGAGCUCUCCAACAACUUCAUCCGAAACCUGUCGGAGAGCCGCAUGCAGGGGUUCGGGCAGCUCGAGCACCUGGACGUGUGCUUCAACCAGCUGGAGGCGGUGUCGGGAGCCGCCCUGGCUCAGCUCCCCCAGCUGCGCUCUCUCCUCCUGGGCUCGAACCGCCUGGACCGCAAUUACCUCGCUAACGGGCGAGCCUUCGGCUUGCUCGGGAACAUCGAGGUGCUGGACCUGUCGGCAAACCACCUGGAGAGCCACAUGGCGGGCUGGUACCUGAGCAGCCUCAGCACGCUGAAGAAGCUGGACCUGUCCGGGAACAGGAUGACGAGGCUGCCCGCGGGCAUCUUCUGGGGCACGCCGCGGCUGAGCGAGCUCAACCUCAGCAACAACUACAUCAUGGAAAUCGAGGAGGGAGCCUUUGGGGCUCUGGAGGAGCUGGAGGUGGUGAACCUGGCCUUCAAUUCCCUCCACUGCAUCUCCGGCUUCAGCCUCAGGCAGCUGCGAGUUUUAAACCUGAGCCACAACGCCCUGGAGCUCUUCGUCUCGGAGGAGGGAGAGGACCCCUACCUGCUUCAGGUGCUCGACCUGAGCCACAACAGGCUCCUCUAUUUUCCGGAGCUCCCCAGAGCGCAUUACCUCACGCACUUAAACCUCUCCAACAACCUCAUUGCCUCGCUGGCCCCGAGCUCACGCCACCCGGCAGCGUUCGCGCUGCACUACGACGAGAUGGGGAGGCUUAACGGGUCCUCCGGCACCGCGGCUGGCCUCACCCAUGUGGCCGACUUGGAUCUCAGCAAUAACCAGCUGCAGCUCUUCCCAUUUGCUUUCUUCCAUGGCCUGCGCUCUCUGCACAAGCUCAGCGUGGCCACGAAUUGUCUCCAGGACAUAACGAGGGAGAUGCUUACGGGUGGCACAGCAGGGGACAGCGUGGCCACGUUGCAGGAGAACGCGUCCCUCUCCGUGCGCUCUCUGGACCUCCACGACAACCUCAUCCGUGCCUUGCCGCGUUGGUUUUUUGAUUUCCUGCCCCAGCUGGAAACGAUCGACCUGGGCUCCAACAGCCUCCAGCCCUGUGAGAGCCAGGGAGGUGACCGUGGGGGGACGUCGGGAGGGGACCCUCGCGGGGCAGGACCCUGCACCGCCUUCUACAACCUGCCCCACCUGAAGCGCCUCAGCCUCUCCAGGAACAACAUCACCCGGCUGCAGCCCUACGCCUUCAACCAAACCUCGCUGCUCUCCCUAGACCUGUCCGAAAACAAGGGCUUGUCCCUGCCCAAGGCAGCCCUGGGGGGGCUGGAGCUCUCCCUGCAGGAGCUCUGGCUGCGGGGGAACCAGAUGGGGGACGGCACGGCAGCGCUCCCCUGCCUGGGCGCGCUCAAAGCCUUGGACCUCUCCGGCAAUGGCUUGAGCCUUUUGCCCGCGGGUCUUUUCUGCUCCCCGCUGGAAAGCCUGGACCUCCGCGAUAACAACCUGCCGGCGCUGGCCGAGCCGGCCGUGGCGAGCUGGUCCCGCAGCCUGCGGGUGCUGUGGGUGGCCGGGAACCCCUUCAGCUGCUGCGGGCUGGGCUGGCUGCACACGCUGCGGGCGGCACGCGUGCGCCUGCCCGACCUGGACCGGGCGCUCUGCGCCUACCGCCACCGCCGCGGCAACUUCUCGGCCCCGCUCAGCAGCCACCCGUGGUGGCCCUGCCCGCGGCCCAAAGGGUCGCUGGCGGCGCUGGUGGUGGUGCUCAGCAUCCUGCUGUGCCUGGGCUACGGGGCGUGCUGCCUCCUGAGGAGGGGGCAGAAGCCGCCGGGGUGGGGGGCUCUGCGGGGCAGCAGGGUGGGCGGCUUCGCGCCCCAUCCCAAAGGGGAGAGGGCAGCCAAGGAGAGGCCAGCAGACGGUGACACUAAGGUGUAGGCCGGGGCUGGGAGCUGUAGCUGUUGGUCAGAAUGCUAAUUAUUAUUAAUAUUGUUAUUAAUAUUAUUUUGGGCACGCGUUUCCAGCACCUCACGUGUUUUGCAGAGCAACGCCGGGGCUGAGCCCAGCGCUGGGCAGGCACCAGGAGGGGCUGGGUUCCCGCAGCCCCCUCGCUCUUGAGAAGGAAGGUGUGCCCAUCCACGCUAGUUUGUGGAAGAAAUUAGAUAAUUCAUAAUUAAUUAAUACUUAAAUAAGUAGCCGCGGGGGGGUCCUGCCCUGCCCGCCACUGUUCUCAGCACUAAGGAGACAAAAGCCCAGCUUGUGUUGGUCUGUCCCUCCUGAAGGCCCUUGUGAGAAGGUGGUUGUCUGCGUAGCCUCGCGGCUCUCCCACCAUCCAGGGGCUGGGGCCGGCUCUGGGAAAGGGAAAAGAUCAGGGCGUGCCAAAACCUCGUGUUUCACAUCUCUCUGCUUCCACCUUGAAAGUCCCCAGCCGGCCCAGCGCGCGCCACCUCCUCGUCCACACACCUGUUGUGCUAGGGGAUGUGAGAGCAAAAGGGCUUGGAAUUCACUUAAAAUCCCACUUACCUCGUUCCUAUUUUUUUUUCCUCUCAAGCUUAUCAUGGUUUUACUGUGAACCAAAGG